AUGGAUUUUCGACACAAGUUUCUCGCACAUUUCUCCCGACAGCGCAGGCACACCAGAGACCCAGCAGAUUGUCUGAACAUCUGGAGGAAAGAUCAUGAAAGUGUUGAAGACUUCAUCACCAGAUACAACAAGGAGUGCCUAGAAUUUGGGGAUGUAGGGGAGAACAUGAUGCACGCACACUUUAUGAGGGCUGUAAAAUGUGAUGAUCUGAUCAAAAGAGUUAAAGGAAGAAAUGGGGGUCCCAAAGAUUGGGAUACUUUCAUCGAAGCAGCGAAAACAAUUGCAAGAACUGACAAACAACUGACCAGCGAUGAUAGUCAUCAGUACAACUAUAGCCAGCAUGACAGACGCAACAAAAAGGGUAAGGGUCAACCCUGGAAGCCAUCUGGCUACAGAGAAAGAAGUCCACCAACCGAGGACGCGCGCGCAACCAUCAAUCAAAUCAGUCAUCGCAAAGAAGUUAAAAAAGAAAACAGGGAGAAACAAUGGACCCCUCUGACAAAAACCCCUUCCGAAGUUCUGUCAACGGAGAAUCACCAGUUCAAACCCCUUCUGCAGAUGCGCAAUAAGAGGGGACAAGAUCCAAACCUCUUCUGUGAAUUCCAUAAAGAUAUAGGUCACUUGACGGAUGACUGUAUCAGUUUAAGGCAAGAAAUAGAACGAGCUUUGAAAGGCGGUAAGCUCACCCAUCUGGUCAAAGGAAAAAGAGACAACCGCCAAAUCCAAAGAAUGGAAGAGGGUCCAGAUAACAAAAAGCUUCGAAAGCUAGAAACACACAUGAUUCAAGUGGGCCCGAGAAGACCCCGAAAAAAUUAUAACAAGCGCGCCCAAGACGAUUCUUGGCGCGAAAGGCAAGUUGUUUUCCCAGUAGUCCGAGGAGGACCAAGAGAGCGGAGACCCAUAGUCAUUCCUGGGGUAUUUGGUCAUUACCAGACUUAUUACAUUUUUAUAGAUCCAGGGAGUACCGCGGAUAUCAUUUAUGAGCAAUGCUUUAAUCAAUUGGACCAAGAAGACAAGGCGCGCUUAGAGCCAGUGGAUUACCCAUUCACUGGUUUCUGCAACGAGGCCGUUUUCCCUCUUGGUCAGAUAUCGUUCCCGGUGCUGCUCUCCGAUGGAAAGAAUUCAAGAACGGAAGAAGUCACGUUCAUGGUUUUACCAGCAAAUUCAAGACAUGAUAUCCUUUUGGGAAGGGAGUCCCAGGGAGAUUUUAGCAUGAUUUGUUCUGGGCCACGCUCAGCUGUUGGUUUCCCAACAGAAACAGGGAUAGCCAUAAUUUAUGCAAGCAAAGAGGUCCUUGCGUCUGAUGAAUCAGACCAGCAAAAACAAGCAAGCACACACCGCGUGCAGAACCCGAAAAAUGGAUACUAA
Helianthus annuus (common sunflower) is the source of this 1368-nucleotide messenger RNA. RefSeq lists its product as uncharacterized. Lineage: Eukaryota; Viridiplantae; Streptophyta; Magnoliopsida; Asterales; Asteraceae. The record is from RefSeq and is a predicted model, not a curated record. The coding region runs from base 1 to 1368 and encodes 455 amino acids. The transcript has a single exon.